AUGAUCCAAGAGCCACAUCCUCGCUAUGAUCCAAAUGCACCAGGAGCAGUGGUAAUGAAACGACCCAGCAUGAAGCAUCAGCAAUUAUUUGGACGAGGUUUACCUGUGGUAGACGUGGUAUUGGAUCCUGAACUUGCGCGUAUUUUGCGACCACAUCAGAUCGAGGGUGUAAAGUUUAUGUAUGAGGCAGUGACAGGCAUGACCUCCGUGGAUUACGGUCAUGCAUCUACGGGGCAAGGUGCCAUCCUGGCAGAUGAAAUGGGGCUCGGCACGGUCGAAAAGCUGUUGAAGGUGAUGGGCGUAGUGAAGUGGAACGUUUUGUCUCUGGGCGACAGUAUCAAAUCUUGA
Molecule: messenger RNA, 348 nt
Organism: Malassezia sympodialis ATCC 42132
Lineage: Eukaryota; Fungi; Basidiomycota; Malasseziomycetes; Malasseziales; Malasseziaceae
Exons: 3
Coding region: 1-348 (115 amino acids)
Source: RefSeq, a predicted model, not a curated record